AUGCCAAUGGGCAACAAACUAUUCGAAACGGAUCGUAUCAAACGAGUGCUCGAGACCAUUGAAAAGCAGGACCGACUGAUUGCCUCGCUAAAUGAUAAAAUCGAAACCCUGAGCACCCAAUCCCAGUACAACAUGAAAUUGGACACUGAUUGUAUCAGAGAGCUUCGGACACAAGUGAUAAAGGCGACGCCGAAUAUGUAUGAAAAAGAGCGAGCGGUGACAAUGAAAAUGAUCAGCGACGAGUACGAUCAGCGGACGCGAGUAUUGGAAGAGUCCAAAAAUCGAUUAAUCGAUCAUAAAAAUGUGAUGCUAACGUUUUCAAAACGAAAAGAGCUCGAGCAAAGAGCCAGAGGGUUACAUCAUCCGGUUGAUUAUCAUAUCAGUCGAUGGGAGCAAAUGUGGGCGGAGCAAGGUGGGGAGGUCAAGCAGGCGGCGAACAAGAAGAAAGUGGAAAAGUCAAAGAAGCAGUUGGAAUUUGAGGUUUCGCAAUGGAGUAAAGAAUGUGGAAUGUACGCGGUAUUCAAUGAGUUUCUAAUGGACCAAAUCUUGUUGGCGGAUACUAGAUUAGCCGUGGUGGAAGCUACCAAUGCGGAUCAUCAUACGACGAUAGAGGAAAUGCGAAAAAAGUGCAAGAUAGCGGAUAAUGUGAGAGACGCCAGACAACAACAGGAAAUCGAUUUAUUGAAACAAAAAUAUUCGGAUAUGGUUGCUGUGAUGAUGGAACAAAUCGUCAUGUUGAAAGGUUAUCAACAAAUCCAAUUAUCUGAAAAUCCAACUCUAGAAGAAAAAUGUGAAAAAAUGGGGAACGAACUGAACCGAAUGGUUGCUAACCUACCGAAUUCUGAAAAAUCCCAAACACUUCUGGAAAAAGAGAACCAAGAACUGGACAAAAUGGAUAAGGAGAUUGAUAAGCAGGUGGAUGCAGUAAGUAACCCUUUAAAAACUACAGUAAUCCUUUCCAGAAUCGCAGCGCUGGUCAACAUAAGAAAAGAGUAUCAUCGAAAGAGUGCACUGGAUAUUCUCCACUCGAUCAAAGAUUGUAGAUCAGUGGAACCAAUGGGAUCACCACUAUUCACCGACGAAGACCAACUGAUCACAAAUCUCCCUCCACAUCUUCAAAAAAUCAAUAAUCUCAACAAAUCUCAACAAUCCCAAAAACCCCAAAAAUCCGAAAAAAUCCAAAUGGGCGGAGCUCCAAACAUCCCCAAAUUUCCACAUGAAGAAAUCAAUAAAAUUUUCACAAAAGUGGACAAAACUCAAGCUGCCGUACUAAAAGAGAUCAUCAAAAAACAAGAGGAACGUCUGAAAAUUCUGGAAGAUCAAGUUUCGGAAAAAUCGAAAAUCGAGGAUAUGUCGGAUGAGGAGAAGACGCGAAAAAUCGAGGAAUUGGAGAGAAAAACGAAGGAAAUGGAGGAGAAAAUGGAGAAUUAUGAGAGGAAACUAGUGGAGAAGGAACGGCAAAUGGCGAUUAUCGAUAAUGGAUAUUUGCAGUUUGGUUUGGGAAUGACACGAUUUCAAAGUUCAGCUGGACGAAUGCCAGAUGAUCCGAUGCCAAAAAUUGAUGGGAAAUUGGGGAUUAGAAAUGUUCAAGGGGUUUAUGGGAACUCCUAG
Molecule: messenger RNA, 1611 nt
Organism: Caenorhabditis briggsae
Lineage: Eukaryota; Metazoa; Nematoda; Chromadorea; Rhabditida; Rhabditidae
Exons: 6
Coding region: 1-1611 (536 amino acids)
Source: RefSeq, a predicted model, not a curated record